UGAUUGAUUCGGAUACUGACACUGUAGACUCAGGGGAGAAACAAAGAGUCCGUGCAGACCUCUGGAGUGAGCAGGGCUGCUCCUUCCUCUCAGGACAGCUCCGAGUGUGCCGGGGAGAAGAGAAGAGAAGAGACAGGCACUGGGAAAGAGCCUGCUGCGGGACGGAGAAGGCUCUCACUGAUGGACUUAUUCACACGGCACAGCCCUGUGCCUUAGACAGCAGCUGAGAGCUCAGGACGCAAGUUUGCUGAACUCACAGUUUAGAACCCAAAAAGAGAGAGAGAAUGUGGCAGAUCAUUUUCCUAACUUUUGGCUGGGAUCUUGUCUUGGCCUCAGCCUACAGUAACUUUAGGAAGAGCGUGGACAGCACAGGCAGAAGGCAGUACCAGGUCCAGAACGGACCCUGCAGCUACACGUUCCUGCUGCCGGAGACCGACAGCUGCCGAUCUUCCUCCAGCCCCUACAUGUCCAAUGCCGUGCAGAGGGAUGCACCCCUCGACUACGACGACUCAGUGCAAAGGCUGCAGGUGCUGGAGAACAUUCUAGAGAACAACACACAGUGGCUGAUGAAGCUGGAGAAUUACAUUCAGGACAACAUGAAGAAGGAGAUGGUGGAGAUCCAACAGAAUGUGGUGCAGAACCAGACAGCUGUGAUGAUAGAGAUUGGAACCAGCUUGCUGAACCAGACAGCAGCACAAACUCGGAAACUGACUGAUGUGGAAGCCCAAGUACUAAACCAGACGACAAGACUCGAGCUGCAGCUUCUCCAACAUUCUAUUUCUACCAACAAAUUGGAAAAGCAGAUUUUGGAUCAGACCAGUGAAAUAAACAAGCUACAAAAUAAGAACAGCUUCCUAGAACAGAAAGUUCUGGACAUGGAGGGCAAGCACAGCGAGCAGCUACAGUCCAUGAAGGAGCAGAAGGACGAGCUCCAGGUGCUGGUGUCCAAGCAGAGCUCUGUCAUUGACGAGCUGGAGAAGAAGCUGGUGACAGCCACGGUCAACAACUCGCUCCUUCAGAAGCAGCAGCAUGACCUAAUGGAGACCGUCAACAGCUUGCUGACCAUGAUGUCAUCACCCAACUCCAAGAGCUCGGUUGCUAUCCGUAAAGAAGAGCAAACCACCUUCAGAGACUGUGCGGAAAUCUUCAAGUCAGGACUCACCACCAGUGGCAUCUACACACUGACCUUCCCCAACUCCACAGAGGAGAUCAAGGCCUACUGUGACAUGGACGUGGGUGGAGGAGGGUGGACAGUCAUCCAACACCGAGAAGAUGGCAGUGUGGACUUCCAGAGGACGUGGAAAGAAUACAAAGAGGGCUUCGGGAGCCCUCUGGGAGAGUACUGGCUGGGCAAUGAGUUUGUCUCCCAGCUGACCGGUCAGCACCGCUACGUGCUUAAGAUCCAGCUGAAGGACUGGGAAGGCAACGAGGCGCAUUCGCUGUAUGAUCACUUCUACCUCGCUGGUGAAGAGUCCAACUACAGGAUUCACCUUACAGGACUCACGGGGACCGCGGGCAAAAUAAGUAGCAUCAGCCAACCAGGAAGUGAUUUUAGCACAAAGGAUUCGGACAAUGACAAAUGCAUCUGCAAGUGUUCCCAGAUGCUCUCAGGAGGCUGGUGGUUUGACGCAUGUGGUCCUUCCAACUUGAAUGGACAGUACUACCCACAAAAACAGAAUACAAAUAAGUUUAACGGUAUCAAGUGGUACUACUGGAAGGGGUCCGGCUACUCGCUCAAGGCCACAACCAUGAUGAUCCGGCCAGCAGAUUUCUAAAUGCCUGCCUACACUACCAGAAGAACUUGCUGCAUCCAAAGAUUAACUCCAAGGCACUGAGAGACACCAAUGCAUAGCAGCCCCUUUCCACAUCAGGAAGUGCUCCUGGGGGUGGGGAGGGUCUGUGUGUACCAGACUGAAGCGCAUCACUUAAGCCUGCACCGCUAACCAACCAAAGGCACUGCAGUCUGGAGAAACACUUCUGGGAAGGUUGUGGCUGAGGAUCAGAAGGACAGCGUGCAGACUCUGUCACAGGGAAGAAUGUUCCGUGGGAGUUCAGCAGUAAAUAACUGGAAAACAGAACACUUAGAUGGUGCAGAUAAAUCUUGGGACCACAUUCCUCUAAGCACGGUUUCUAGAGUGAAUACAUUCACAGCUCGGCUGUCACAAUGACAAGGCCGUGUCCUCGCACUGUGGCAGCCAGUAUCCAGGGACUUCUAAGUGGUGGGCACAGGUUAUCAUCUGGAGAAGCACACAUUCAUUGUUUUCCUCUUGGGUGCUUUACAUGUUCAUUUGAAAACAACACAUUUACCUAUCUUGAUGGCUUAGUUUUUAAUGGCUGGCUACUAUUUACUAUAUGGCAAAAAUGCCCACAUCUCUGGAAUAACCACCAAAUAAGCGCCAUGUUGGUGAAUGCGGAGACUGUACUAUUUUGUUUUCUUCCUGGCUGUUAAAUAUGAAGGUAUUUUUAGUAAUUAAAUAUAAGUUAUUAGUUGAGGUGAUUAUGUUUAAUUUUUACGAUAAUAUUUACGAUUUUGUUCUUUGGUCUCACAUACACACACACAGACACACACACACACAGACACACACACACAGACACACACACUCCCGUGUCUUGUAACAAGGAAGACUGCUGUUAAUGACGAAAAUGCUGUUUCAAGAAGAAGAACUUCGCCACUGAGCAAAGUGCUCUAGCCUAGAGAUGUGCUCCCUAAUUUAACAAGAUAAUAUUUUAGAAAAUGAAGCUAAAACUUAAUUUAUAGUGGAGGAAAAUCACCCUACCUGGGACAUCUACAAAGCCAUAAUUCUCUGAAUUAACUUUUAGAAAAAAUUAGUUUGCCUCAGUAACAUUUUUAAUAUCCACUAACAAGCUGAAAGUGUUUCAGACUGUAAAGCCAAAAUGUCCUGCUCACAAUGUAACCAGAUACCCCUAGAAAAAGUUUCAGAACACAACUUUAUGCUUAGAAUUGUCAAACCUUAACUCCUUCUGUUCUAACCCUCCUAAGCCUGCAGAGUGGCCUCUGCAGCAAUGAACACUUGUACAGAGCACUAGUGCAAUUUCUCCUGUAGCCUUCCUUGUCUGUCUGUCCAUCCAUCCAUCCAUCUGUCCAUCCUUCCUUUCUAGGUGCUAUUUUUUAAGUUUAUUUCUAUAAUGCAAAGGUUCUCAACCUUCGUAUGCUGAGACACUGUAACACAGUUCCUCAUGUUGUAGUGACACCCAGCCAUAAAGUUAUUUCACUCCCGUAAGUUUGCUACUGUUAUGAAUAGUGAUGUAAGUAUCUGAUUGCAGGAUAGCUGAUAUGUGACCCCAAAAGGUCUCUGCCCACAGGCUGAGAACCAACGCCUUAACCCAUCUCCUUUCACACAGCCUUGGUGUGUUCUCUGGUCAAUCCACAGACUCGGGGUAGCCAAGGCGCUCUUCUCCUCUGCCACGUUCACUUCCUGCCAGCUAACUCCAGAGUGAAGAACUCUGUCCCUGCCUUUUGACCACUGUUUCUAUUAUUACAUUUAGGAAAUGUCGACAGGGCCAACAUGGCUUUGUACCCAGUUAAAAUAUGUGACACC
Mus musculus (house mouse) is the source of this 3560-nucleotide messenger RNA. It is a transcript of the gene Angpt2, whose product is annotated as angiopoietin 2. The transcript is spliced from 9 exons. Lineage: Eukaryota; Metazoa; Chordata; Mammalia; Rodentia; Muridae. Bases 285 to 1775 code for a protein of 496 amino acids. The record is from RefSeq and is marked reviewed. Gene Ontology annotation, biological process: animal organ regeneration; positive regulation of angiogenesis; maternal process involved in female pregnancy. Gene Ontology annotation, cellular component: extracellular region. Gene Ontology annotation, molecular function: receptor ligand activity; receptor tyrosine kinase binding.